AUGGACCCCUCACUCUCUUCUAUAUUCACUUAACCUUUCCAAAAAACAAAACGCAAAAGAAUAUGAUAAUGUUAUUUAAUGACUGCUUACUUUGCUUCGUGAUCUUGGAGCCUCUUCACUCGGUCCGCAUAAACCCACAGAGAGAGAGAAGAAGAAGAAGAAGAAGAAGAAACAGAGUAAACCCAUCUUCUUCUUCUUCUUAAUUCUUCCAAUUUUCAUUUGCUUCUUGUUUUAGGUUUCUCUGAAUCUUGGUAAGCCUUAAGAAAUGACAGAAAGUUGUAACCUCCUCCUCCUUUGAAUCUCUCCAAAAUCUUCCUCUUUUCCACUUUUCUUCCCAUAUUUUCCAAGAAACAUAAAGUGCACUCUUUGAUAAAGCCUAAAGUCCUCAUCUUUAACCCCCACAUCUCUCUUUUUUUUUUCCCAAGUUCCCAAGUGAUUUUCCUUCUUUUCCCCCUCUUUUCCCCGCAAAACUUUCCCCACACAAUCACAUUUUCUCCUUUCCCAAACAGACCCAACAAACCGUCACCACCCACUCUCUGCAUCUCGCGAUCAGAAACACGACCCAGAAGCUCCUAAACCAGUGGCUUAACAUGGCGUCGCUUAUGGCCGUUUUUAGGUCUUUUGUUUGGUUGUGGUUCAUGGCUCACUACGCUCGCGCCGGUUUUCUUUCUGAACCGGCUAACCAAGGUGGGUACUUGGUCCCGGCCUACCCGGUUCAGACCCAGACCCAGACCUGCCGGCUAGACCUCUCAGCCGAGCUCUUCGGCGGGGUGAGCGAAGCCUGCGGGAAGAACCUGGACCGGAGCCGCUGCUGCCCCGUCUUAGCAGCGUGGCUCUUCGCGGCUCACGCCAGGACGGCUCUCCAGGUGUCGUCGGCGGCUCCAGAGCCGGCGCCGGAAUCCGACCUCCCGAUGAUGCCGGACGACUCUCAGAGGUGCGUGAACGCGCUGCAGAGCUCGCUGCUGAGCCGUGGCAUUCGGAUUCCGCAGCCGAACGCUAGCUGCGACGCUAUUCUUUGCUUCUGCGGGAUUCGGCUCCACCAGAUCAGCUCGCUGAGCUGCCCCGCGGCUUUCAACGUUACGGGUUUCCACAAUGCGACCCCCACGGCUUCCGUCAAGAAUUUGGAGAAGAAUUGCCGGAAUUCUUCUUACUCCGGCUGUACCAAGUGCCUUGGGGCUCUUCAAAAGCUCAAGGGCGGGUACAAAAACGGGACGGGGGACAAGCCCACAACAGAGAGGGCGAGCAAGAUGUUCAACAGGGACUGCCAGCUCAUGGGGCUGACGUGGCUGCUCGCCCGGAACAAAACGGCGUACAUUCCAACGGUCUCGGCUGUGUUGCGGGCCAUCAUGUACAGCGCGCACCCCCCACACGAGUCCACGUGCAGCCCGGACCAAGAGAACAUGCCGCUGGCCGUUGAUUCCCUGCAGUUCGAGAUGGCCCAGUCCUCAUCUUCACCGUCCAUUUUUUGGUUUCCCAUUUUGCCCCUAAUCAUUUUGGUUUCUCUGUUUGUCUAGGAGGGACCGAGGGAGAGAGGGUCCAUUCUCUUUUGGUUUAUGCCCUGGUUUUUGGUAUCUUGUGUCGGGUCACGUGAAGCUAGUAGACAAACGGGCUACCAGGGCUAUUUUUGUCUUUUUGCUCCCCCACUGUAAAUUUCAGGCUCGUUUUUUAGACUUUUGUUUUGAUAUGUAGUGUACGAGGAGGGUCAGUCUUGCAUUUCAUUAUUAUUUUUUGCUAAAUAUAUAUAUAUUCUUACUUAUCA
Corylus avellana is the source of this 1759-nucleotide messenger RNA. Its product is annotated as putative GPI-anchored protein At4g28100. The record is from RefSeq and is a predicted model, not a curated record. NCBI's taxonomy places the organism in Eukaryota, Viridiplantae, Streptophyta, Magnoliopsida, Fagales, Betulaceae.